UGUGAUUCCAUGUUGCGCAGUUGACUUCGUGGAACCUUGCGCCCGGCUACAGAGUAUCAACAAUAACGAGCAUAGUCAAAUUACGAGAAAAUACCUUAUCAGAUCAUGCUUAGUGCAGCACGGGCAUUUAGGCAGGUAAUCAGAGGUGUUUCGACUUCAGCUACAAGCAUGGGAUCCUUGCGAAUUGCAGUUAUAGGCCAGUCAAACUUUGGUGCAGAAGUGUAUAAAUCAUUGCGAACCAAAGGGCACGAAAUUGUUGGGGUUUUUACGAUCCCUGAUGUUCAAGGCAAAGCCGAUCCAUUGGCUCAAGAAGCUGAGAAAGAUGGGGUUGCCGUGUUCAAGUUUCCACGUUGGCAACAGAAAAAGGUCGCAAUACCCGAGGUGGUUGAGAAGUACAAGAAUGUGAAUGCAGAAUUAAACGUGAUGCCGUUUUGUUCACAGUUUAUUCCUAUGGAUGUGAUAAAUCACCCUGAGAAGGGCUCAAUUGUUUAUCAUCCAUCAAUUCUUCCACGACAUCGAGGAGCUUCUGCUAUCAACUGGACACUGAUGGAAGGUGAUUCAAAAGGUGGUUUUACAAUUUUCUAUGCUGAUGAUGGCUUGGAUACAGGACCCGUUCUGUUGCAGAAGGUUGUUGAUAUUGAUCCAAAUGAGACAGUUGACACCAUCUACAACCGCUUCUUGUAUCCAGAAGGAAUCAAAGGAAUGGUUGAGGCAGUGGAGCUUAUAGCAAACGACUGUGCUCCAAAAGUUACUCAGCCAAAAGAGGGUGCAACAUAUGAUAAAAUCUGGAAAAAGAAACAAGUGGCAGAGAUACCUUGGCAAAGGACUGGUUGGGAACUGCACAACUUUAUCAGAGGCAAUGAUAAGCUUCCUGGUGCUUGGUCAAUGAUCAAUGGUGAACAAGUCAGCUUUUUUGGCUCAUCGAUGUACUACAAAGAUCUCCCAAGAAAGGCAACUGAAGUUGUUAUAGAAGGAUUGGAAAAACCAGCUCUUGUUCACAAAGAUGGCAUGAUUAUCACUGGUACUGAUGGGCAAAUGAUUAAUGUAAAAACACUUCAGCUUGGUAGUGGAAAGAUGAUUCCAGCCUCUAAAUUUGGUAGUACAGAUGACAGUCAAGAAGAGCUUGUACUUAAUGAUGAGGAGAAGGAGUUAGAGAAGAAAAUUUUUAAAAUUUGGGGUGGAAUUCUGAAUUCAUCUGAACUGGAAGGAUCUGUAGAUUUCUUCAAAGCCGGAGCAGGUUCUAUGGAUGUUGCCAGAUUAGUGGAGGAAGUGAAAUCAAAUUGUGCUGUCGAAUUGGAGAACGAGGAAGUGUACAUGAACACAGUCCUUUCAGAUUUCGUUCGCCAUACAAUUUUGCGAUCCAGAGGUUUUGGAAAGGAAGAAUUCAAGUGCGAUACUAUUGAUCUGGAAGUUAACAACAUGACUGUGAAAAUGCCAUACCAGUUAUUUAUUGAUGGUGAAAUGGUAAAUGCAAAAUCUGGAAGGACUUUCGAAACAAUCAACCCCACUGAUGAGACGGUUUUGGCCAGCGUUGCUCUUGGUGGCAAGGACGAUGUGGAUGAUGCUGUUGCAGCAGCCAAGGAAGCAUUCUACGGGGACUGGGGCAAAAUGAAUGCACGUGAUCGCGGUGCCCUGAUGUACAAAUUAGCAGAUCUGAUGGACGAACACCGAGAAGAACUCGCCACUAUCGAGUCUUUGGAUUCAGGAGCUGUUUACACCCUGGCACUGAAAACCCACAUUGGCAUGUCCAUUGAUACCUUAAGAUACUUUGCUGGGUGGGCUGACAAGAUUCAGGGUGGCACUAUUCCAAUCAACCAUGCCAGACCGAAUAAGAAUCUUUGUCUCACAAAGAAAGAGCCAAUUGGUGUUUGUGGUUUGAUUGUGCCAUGGAAUUACCCCCUGAUGAUGUUGGCAUGGAAAAUGGGACCACUUCUUGCAACUGGAAAUACAGUAGUUUUGAAACCAGCUCAGGUGACACCAAUGACGGCUUUGAAAUUUGCAGAACUGGCUGCCAAGGCCGGAUUCCCCAAAGGUACCAUCAACAUUGUACCAGGAUCUGGAUCAGUUGUGGGACAGAGAAUCUGUGACCAUCCUGAUAUUAGGAAGGUUGGAUUCACAGGAUCCACGCCAAUUGGAGCAGGAAUCAUGAAGAGCGCUGCUGAAAGCAACGUGAAGCGAGUAUCCCUUGAGCUCGGUGGCAAAUCACCGUUGAUCAUUUUUAGAGAUUGUGACAUGGAGAAGGCUGUCAGACAGGGAAUGUAUGCAUGCAUGUUUAACAAGGGAGAAAACUGCAUUGCUGCAGGUCGAUUGUUUAUUGAGGAAUCUAUUCAUGAUGAGUUUGUCGAGAAUGUUAUUGCCGAAAUAAAGAAAAUGAAGAUAGGAGAUCCUCUUGAUCGAUCCACCGAUCACGGACCACAAAACCACAAGGCCCAUCUCGAAUCGCUGCUUCAUUACGUGGAGGCUGGCGUAAAAGAGGGCGCGAAAUUGGUGUACGGAGGAAAGAGGGUGGACAGAAAAGGUUUCUUCAUGGAGCCAGCCGUGUUCACUGACGUCACAGACGACAUGUUCAUCGCUAAAGAAGAAUCAUUUGGUCCCGUUAUGAUCAUCUCCAAGUUCCGUGAUAACGAUGUUGAUGGUGUCCUUGCGAGUGCAAACAAAACCGAAUAUGGUCUGGCAUCAGGAGUUUUCACUAAUGACAUGAGCAAGGCAUUACGAGUCGCUGAUGGUCUUGAGGCAGGAACCUGUUUUAUCAACACGUACAACAAGACUGACGUUGCCGCACCAUUUGGUGGCUUCAAGCAGUCAGGUUUUGGAAAAGAUCUUGGAAUGGAAGCUCUGAAUGAAUACCUGAAGACAAAAGUUAUCACAAUAGAAUAUUGAACAACUAAAAACUGUGCUUGAAGUUAAGAUUACUUGCUAAGGCUCAAAGUACAAAGCCUAAUGUAUGAUGUUAAGUCUCGUUUUUGAUAGUGGAAAGGAACAAAUUGACUGAUCAUUUUUUUAAUUUUACCUCACUCGAGUUUUACACUGGUGGUUCACUUCGCUUAUUGGAAGAGAAAAAGUGCAGUUUAAAGCUGCAGGAUGAGAUGACAUCAGUUUGAAACUCUUGUAUUUAUUUACAUGACACCCUUAAAAGCAUUUAAAAGCCAAAAAUUGUCGAUGAGAAAUUCCUUCUACUGUCAUCGUGGAAGUUUCUAUUUGGUAACAAUUCUGUUUUUAGUUUUUAUUUUAUUAGUACAUUGUCAACUAAUUUGAUUCUUUCCCUCUAUUAAAUUCAACUCUGGUUGCGUCUUUCAGAUCCGUGAUUAUUUCGAUUUUUCAAAAUUGUUUUGAUUUAACCUCAACAUGCUCUCGUAUGAUCAGCAUUGUGAUCAAUCCUCAAGUUUCGCAUAUACAUCACAAAACAAAUAAAUUAGGUCUGAAUGCAGUUCUGUUACAAAAAUAAAUUUAAAAAAGUAUCAGUAAAAUCCUGUCUUUUUCUUAGAAAUUGAAAAUUUAGUUUCUAAUUGAAAAAAAACUUUUUUAUUAUAUUUUUGUAUGACCAUAGAUAUUUUUGUAACAUUGUUCCCUUCAUCUGGAACGCCGCCCCUAGAAUUUCCUCAAAGAGUAACUGCUGGAAGCGAGAGUUUGUUGGGGAAUAACCUACGAUUUUAAAUCGUAUUGAAUUAAACGAAAUCCGUGUAAUGUUGCAUUCCAUAUGUCCGUGCUCACGUGUGCGUCA
This is a messenger RNA of Rhopilema esculentum, 3721 nucleotides long. RefSeq names its product cytosolic 10-formyltetrahydrofolate dehydrogenase. Gene Ontology annotation, molecular function: oxidoreductase activity, acting on the aldehyde or oxo group of donors, NAD or NADP as acceptor; formyltetrahydrofolate dehydrogenase activity. Gene Ontology annotation, biological process: biosynthetic process; one-carbon metabolic process; 10-formyltetrahydrofolate catabolic process. The record is from RefSeq and is a predicted model, not a curated record. NCBI's taxonomy places the organism in Eukaryota, Metazoa, Cnidaria, Scyphozoa, Rhizostomeae, Rhizostomatidae. Gene Ontology annotation, cellular component: cytoplasm.